Mya arenaria is the source of this 8380-nucleotide messenger RNA. Its product is annotated as kinase non-catalytic C-lobe domain-containing protein 1-like. The transcript is spliced from 28 exons. The record is from RefSeq and is a predicted model, not a curated record. The coding region runs from base 418 to 7113 and encodes 2231 amino acids. Gene Ontology annotation, molecular function: guanyl-nucleotide exchange factor activity. NCBI's taxonomy places the organism in Eukaryota, Metazoa, Mollusca, Bivalvia, Myida, Myidae. Gene Ontology annotation, biological process: small GTPase-mediated signal transduction.
GUUAAUACCUUCCAAUAUUUGUCAGUUGUUUUUCACAAUGCAUGAGUGGAAUUUUAGAUUGUUAAACUGUGGCUUAGAUUAACACAUUGUUGUUCAGAUUAUGUUUAAUUUGGCUGUUCAGAGAUUUUAACGGGAGGACUAAGAAUUUAAAGGCUUUAACUGUAUUUUCAUAUUUAUUUAUUCAGAAGGAAAAUAGGUGAAACUUACACUUUUCUUUAAGAAGAUAUUUGAUUGAUUGAAAUGUAAAUUAUGUUUUAUAAAUGAUCUUUGGAUAUUUUUGGUGGACGUUAAAUGAAUUUCAAAGGAUUUGAAUAAUUGAGAAAAUGUUUAUUUCUGGAAGGUGGAUUAGCGAGACAAUAUGACGUGCAGAAGAUAACCAAACUUUCUCUGCUAUAAAAGGAUCCGUUGAUCUAAGCCAUGGAUGAGGGGGACAUUCAGGGGGACGAGACCAUCAGCCUAUCUGACGUGCUCGUGGCUCGCGACUCAUGCCUUCCUGAGGAUGAGUUAUGGGCCCUGUGUCGGGAAUGCUGCCUCGUUCUGGAGGUCGUUAACAACUCGCCUGACAGUUUCCAGACUCUGUGUGUUACACCUGAUACGGUUGCCUUCGAUCAAGUGGGCAACGUCUGUUUUCUGGAUUUGGACGUUGACCCUGAACCGAUCUACCUUCCCCCGGAAUACAGCAGCAGCGGCAACAACUACAAGGCCCAUCUGUUUUCCUUGGGCAUGACAUUGCUGUAUGCUGCGGAAUACAACGGUGACAAUACCCAGGAAGCUGUGAGCCAAGAACUGCGUGAGAUUCUAGGUCGAAUGACCGCUGAUGACCCUGGGAAUAGACCUGACCUUGAAUCAACGAUCAUACUGUGUGAAGAACAACUGUGCGGGCAGUCUUCACAGGAAGUUUGUUGCGGGAUUGCUGCUGUUGUUGGCUUUGGAAUUACUGCUGAAGAUAUGAUAGAAAGUCUUUACUGGAAAGGCGGCAAUCUUAAUAGCAUUUGCGAUUUAAGUGUCGAGGGAAUUGAAAAUCCAGCGAGCAUUCAUACAAAAGUUUAUGACGAGACUGAGGCCACUGCCACGGCCACCUACCAAACAGACGGCUCUCCAGAGGAUUAUUCCCACGCCGAAUCUUUCAUCCAAUCAGAACAGGCUGAUGCUACUUACUGUGAUGAUAUUCCCGAUCUCACUGAUGAAAUUUCUCAAGCAGAGUCACUUCCCUUGUCUGAACAGGAAACUGUGAUCGUCUUAGAUACGACGAUAUCUCAGGAUGAUUCUAUUUUGAGUGAAGAAUUCGAAAUGGAGAAACAAACAAAAACAAAAUCAAGAUUGAAAAGUGAUAGUACUAGUGACCUCAGUAAUGUUAAACCAAAACCAGCUCUUCCAAAAAAGCCAGAUUUAACAGUAACCUCAGGACAUACCUCUGAAGAAAGUGCUUCCACCACACAAAAUAGUUCCAGCAAAACGAAUGGGGAAUUAGUUGUGUCAGAGUUAUUGAGUGAAAGUGAUACCUCGGAUCAGAGUCGAAAAGAACAGGAGAAAAGAUCGAGUGAAAGAAAACAUAAAUUGUCGAGUAGUAGUUCUUCUGAUUUGAAUAAAAGUGAUCCCAAACCAAAAGAAAGGAAAAGUAGUUCGAGUAGCAAGAAGGAGUUACAAAAGGAUAAUAAUCAAAAUAUAACCUUCUUAAAAUAUGGAGACUCAGGAAAUAAAACGCAAACUACCGGUGAUAGUGAAGUAGCUACUGAUAUAAAUAGUAAUGGUUUGGACAAAAAUGAGAAUGCUGAACCUGCUUCGGGUAAAAAGAGGAACAGACGAAAACAGGGGCUGACAAUUACAGAUAUUCUGGACUGUCUUGACAGGUCGCUCAGGGAGGAAGAGUUGUGGGCCUUAUGUAAGGAAGGCACAGCUGCUCUACAGAGAAAGAAAAAACACCUCCCUGCGUACCUGUCACCAGACACGCUGGUUAUCCGAGAGUCAGGGAACCUGUCAUUCAAGGCCAUCCCGGAGGAGAAGCCAUUGGAGGUUAUCUUCAUGGCCCCUGAACUUCAGGAGAGGGGAGAGCUCACAGACAAGACUUGCCUGUUUGGCUUGAGUGUGACGUUACGAUGUGCGGCAGGGAAGAAGUACGGCCCCGUGUCGACGUUGAACAUCACGCGUGACCUGAAGGAUCUGCUCAUGUACCUGGCCGACCCAAACCCAGCCAAGAGGCCAGAACUGGUUGAUGUUGCUAAGGCUUGCAAUGAACACAGUAAUGGACAGAGCUCUGAUAGUGUGUGUGCUCAGAUCUUCCAAGAUGCCUACACAGCUUUGGGUGAGAAGGAAAACAGAUCUCAGAAGGCACAGAAAGAGGAAACACCAGCUCCAGCCAGUGUGUGUACCCCGUCUGCAUUUAAACCUGCUGGGGGUUCAUCCUUCCAACCUAUCAAACCCACUGCUGUAGGGUCAAAUUCCAGUGCUUUCUCUAGUACGGGAGCAUUUUGCCCCAUUCCUAAGAAGCCUGAGCCAAAAAAAGAAGUCGGUGAACCUAGAAUACCAAGUGCUUUCUCUUCCCCUGCCACUCACUUUAAACCAAUCAUAUUACAGCAGACAUCUGGUUCGACUAAUGAGAUGGCUUCUAACAACCAGGAGAGUAAAAGUGGUAAGGUAAAAGAAACGGACAAAACUAGUGCAUCAAAACCAUCAUCAGCAGCUAAUUCUCAAAAGAAACCAACUGCAGUAAGUCCUGAUCAGAGUAAUGACAAAGAAAAAGAAGUUGUGAAAAAAUUAAAGGAGUUGAAGAAAAACUUGAUGAAACACAAACAACAACCGUCAAUGGCAAAGGAGAUUGAAAAUGAGGAUGCAGUGACUGAGACCUCAACCCCUAGCAAGAAAUCUCUUCCAGCCAUCCCAAAGAAGUCUAGCUCAUCAAAAAGUAGUGAAAAAUCAUCAAAGAGAAGACAAUCUAGUGGUGCGUUGGAAGCUUUGUUAAAAGAAAUUCAAAAACAGGGAAAUGUGCCGGACACUAAUUCUCUGGCCUCAGCCAUUGCUGGUGUAUUAAAAAGCCAUUUACAUCAAGGUGAUAGUGCAACUAAACCUCACAUAACAAAUGCCAGUGAUAAUCAGGGUAAAAGUACCCAAGAACUUGAUAUGAGUGUGACCUCUGCACAAGCCUCAUUGGCUCAAGGUCAAAUGUUGCAAAAUUUGAAUAUUCCUCAGCAGUAUCAUUCCCAGUUAGUUGGACAGACAAUGUCACUUCCUAUGCAACAUUAUGGUGGGAAUAUGAUUACUGGGCUUCCACAGUUUCAAUUUCAACAAGAUCCUGUCACUGGAUUCUUACAGUUGGUGCCAGUGGGGGUUGUUCCUAUGCGACCUCAGAGUGUCCAUAGCAACAGCGGAAGUAUGCACAGCGCCCCAGACUUAGCCUCACCAACUGGCUCAGGUACAAUGAUGAAGGAUAUUACUUCUCCGGAUAUGUCCCCAAAAGUGUAUCAUAAUCAGAGUGACGCGAGUAACUCAAGUGCAAUAGGUGACGGCUCAGGAACACGGGUCAAAGUGCCACAUGGCCGAACUGCUAAAGACCUUGUGCAAAAAACUGCUAAUUUACGUGCCAAAAAUGUAGGACGACCCUCUCCUUCUAAUCUUCUUGGCUCACCUCAGCAGUCAAAUGGUGGAUUAUCAAAGUGGAGAUCGGAACAUACAUUAGAAAACAAGACUGAAGCUCUGUUUUAUUCCGACUCUGAACGAGCCAAGCAUGCCUCAUAUUCUAGUCUUUCAUUUAACAAUAAACUCUCAGCAGGGUUUGUGUACGACGACUCAAUGGUACACCAGGGAUCGUACCGACACCCCGCCAUUCCUCGCCCCCAAAGCCAGUAUGGUCAACCCCAUUAUCGGUCUCCAGAUGAUCGGCACCCCCUCAACUCUACGACCUCCUCCCCCUCUCCCUCAACACAUGAUAGCGGAAUCGGGGGCAUGAAUCAUGGGAUGUACAGGGGUAUUGGGCCAGGCGCAGAUAUCAGCCUUAUGGAAAGGCUACUCAGCAAUGUGAAUGUCAAACAGCAGAAAGUACUCGGUAAAAUCGUACAUCUGCUGAGGGAGGAGUUUGCGUUUGAUGGAUACAUGGAGAAUGGAGUGGAAGAUUUAGCUAUGGCGGAAUACAUAUUGUCCCUGGGAAUGUUGAAAUGGGAGACGUUUAAAAGCGCAAUCAGCGAGAAAUACAGCGACCUCUACUUCCAUGAUACGCUUCUAAACAAUCUGUAUGCCUCAGUCAAUAGCAAUAGACCAGUGUCUGUAAACAGAAACAGUUCAGGGGGUCAAAGCAGGGUACCAGUCAGUCAGAAGUCAUCCCGCCACAACAGGCAAGCAGGACACCGGGAUGAUGACUCUUCCAGCCUAUCAGAAACUAAUGAAGGGCCAAGGGAGGCCACUCACAAUAGACUACAACCCAAUUUGUCUCCCAUGGGAGGACAAAAUAUGAAACCUAGACAUAAUGACACAUCUGACUCAACUGAUAGUGAGACAUAUUCGAAACGCCGUAGGAUAAAAACUAAGCAUGAGCUUGAUAAGAUGAAGAGUUCGUCGAAUAGUAAUUUGUUGUCGGAAAAUAUUGUUGGUGAGCAGACUGUGGUAUCUGCAUCACAGCCCAGUGAGGGUGCUAUUGUGCCAAAUGGAAACAUUGAAACCAAACCUCCAAAAGUCCCUGGGUCUUUCAAUAAUGUAUCCACUACAAACUUGCCAAGCAACAAGACUGUUGUCCCCAAUGUGGAUGUGAACCAGUCAAAAUCUAGUGUAAAUAGUAAUUCAUCUCAAGUUGUGACUAGCCUUAAUGGUUCUCUUGGUUUUCCUCUAGUGAAUAAUUCUAAUCAAGGACUUACACAAGUGAACUCCAAUCAAGGACCUCCUCCAGUUAAUUCCAAUCAAGGACCUAGAGUGAAAAAUUGUACCAGUCAUCUACAGCAAUUAUCAGUAAAUGGUACAACCAGUCCACAAAAGGUAGAGGCCAAGGACACUGGUUCAAAUCGACCAAUCAGUGUGUCCUCCCACAGCAGCGGCCAAUCAGAUUUGGACAAAGAGGUCACUGAGGGCAUUGCCGUGGAGAGGAAAGGUCAUGUGGUCUACCACUGGGCCAUGAUUCACCUUAGCAUGUCACAAGAAAUGGAGAAAUUUAUGCAUGAAAUUGAUGAGCAGGAUGGGAAGAUGUUACAGCAGAGGCUUGGGACACUGGAACAACAGCUGAAGAUGGAGCGAAGGAUGAGGAAGAAGACCCAGAAGUUCUAUAAGGGCCGCAUAGAGGCCAAUAAGACAUUACUGGAGAUGAACAAGACUGACAAAACUGCUAAAGGGGAGAGGAACCAGAUCUUGCAGGUUGCCAAGGAUAUCACAGAGAUGACUAAGAGGAUCAACUUCAUUGACCUCUGUAAAACACACAUACAGAUGCUGUUAGCUGAACUCCAAGGUAUAGAUGUGAGUUAUCUCCACUCCAUCGCAGUGUGCCCCCUUGGGGAGCCCUUACAGCUCCAGCCACGCCCAGACAACCCCCUUCUCCAGUUCCAGACCCUGCGGGAGCCCCAUUCCGGGUGUGAGAUACAGGCACUGCAUGCGGGCUCACCUGAGGGACUUAUGGCCUAUCUGUUUGCAUCGACGGCGCUGAGUGAUGGUUACAUUCACCAGUUCCUCUUUUGUUACCGCUACUUCACGACAGCAGCUGAUGUUCUAGAUUUUCUCAUCACCAAAUAUGUCUCAGCAUCUAAAGUGCUUACACUAAAAAUUAAGAAAAGGUCUGGAUCAACAGAGGUGAAUAUCUCCCGUCUCCAGCAGCGAGUAGUUGACCUGCUACAUUACUGGAUGGAGGGAUACUUCUCAGUGGAUUUCCGAGGCAGACCCGGGCUUAUCAGCUCACUUAGAGAUUUUGUUAAGGAGCAUAUUCAAGAAGAGUCAGAGGGAGGUCAAGGACUUCUGGCAUUGCUUAGCAACUGUUGCUCAGGAAACCACCUAGAGCUGUCCAGCUCUGACCCAGAUGAGGCAGACAUGCACUUCUGGCAGCGGUCAGAGAAACAGAAGCAGAUGCUUGGAGAAAAGAAAAAAGAGCUUUAUGAGGAUUCUACAGAACUUAAAUCGUGGGAUUCAUUCAGGUCCCUUGUCAGAGGCAAAACUACAGGCAAGGAAAAGUCUGGGAAAGUAAAAAUAUCCGCUGUUGUGGUUGAGCGAAGACGUAAGAGUAAUGAAGGGAGUUUUGUCCCGAUGAAGCCGAUUUCCAGACGCACCGACAUGUUUGUGUUGGCGGAUUACUCAGCACAGUGCCUGGCUGAACAGUUGUGCUUAAUUGAACAGAGCAUCUUCCAGCAGACACACCCAGUUCACUACUUGGAUUCUAAAUCUCAAGGAGUGGGUGUUGCACUCACCAUGAAGCCCACUCGGACUCCGGCUGUAGCCCGAAGGAGCUGUGCAGAAGAGAGUUUUGGGCUCUUUGUGGACCCACUGCGUGAUACCGCACCUAUACAGCGGUUGAUCGACCAUGCCCAGGACGUGACACACUGGGUCGCCACUGAGAUUGUUGCCUGCAGCAACCCUAAGAUGCAAAUAGCAAUCCUCUCCAAGUUUCUCUUCAUCGGCCACGCAUGUAUGGAGCUGCGAAACUUUGCCACAAGCAUGGCCAUACUGGACGGCCUGGAAAACCUCAUAGUAAAACAGCUUCCAGCCUGGAAACACCUGCCGGCUAAGUGCUCCAGUCUCAUUGAGGAGCUAUCUGCUAAAAGAAUGUUCCUAAAGAACGACCCAUUGUCCCUAAUGCAGCAGGGCAAGGAAUGCCAUCUCUAUCCCACAAUUCCUAGCACGGUAUUCUUCCUGUUACACAUACAGCAACAGGAGAUCGGGGGAUUCAAACUCGCCAACCAGAUGUUUAAAUGGAGCAAGAUGAGAACAAUAUGUCAGGUGAUUGACCAGGUCCGAGUGUAUCGGGAGCACAUGUAUGGGUUCGACCCAGACACCGCCCUACAGGACACGCUACGCCAACGAAUACAGGAAAUGACAACACACGAUGUACAAGACCUCGCCUCACAGUACGAUAUCAACUACCACAAGCUGUCCUCAGGCUCCGGAAUAUCGGGAGCAUUGAAGAAAAUGAAGGGGAAAUUUCAAGCUAAAUAAUAUGUGAACAAUUUCAGGGGGAAAUUGCAAGAUUUUCUAACGUCUUCAGUUUCAAGCAAAAUAAAGGGGAAGUUUUAAGAUAUACUUACAUAUUUAUGGCUGUUUGUUUACAAACUGUUUUGUACAUUGAAAUAGAGUGGGAAAUUUCAUGUUUGACAAUGUCCAGCUUAUGGUAUUGUAGAUGCAGCUGAUUAUGAGGUGGUCAUGUAUUUUGCACAUCAAUGUGAAAAUUAAGACUUAACAAAAUGGUUUCAGCACAUUUCUGUGUACUGAGCUAAUGGUCCCAGUGAACAUGACAUUUAUGAUAUCAUAAUUGCAUUGUUUUUAAGUGUGGUGAAAAGGUCACUUAAAGAAAAUUGCUAAUGUGAAUGUGACGGUAAAUUAUGAAACAGGGUUGCAUCGCAAAAUGAAAAUGUUUUCAGGAAUAUAUAACUUAAUAGUCAAAGUAUUAAAGACGUACAUGUAUGUUGAAAUAGAAAUCAGAGAAUAGUAUAGCAGGAUAGGAACUGUGAAAGGUUCCCUAAAAUAUGUUUCAGUAGUUUUUGUAUUAUGUUCUGUAUUUAAAAUGAGCGUCCAUCUGUGAUAAUGUAUUUUGUGAUAUUUCAUUUCUGUAUUCAGUAGAUUGUUUUAAUUUUGCGAGGGCCUUUUGUCAAAUGUUUUGUCUUUAAGCAUUUUUCUGAGGGUAAAAAAAAUCACAACACCCAUAUUUAUUUAUUAGCAAACAAUGUGAAAUUGAUUUUCUUUUGAAGUUAGCAUCUUGAUUGAAAAAUGGCAAAUAUUGAACCCUCACAAAAUUAAAACAAUCCCCUGUAUUUCAUUUUUCCAUACUUCCUUGUACUGAAUUAUAUACUUUAUGGUAACUUACUGGCUUUUAAACUUAUAUAUUGAUAUUAUUAGUUGUGCUUUCAUAUAAUUUGAUUUUGUAUUUAUUUGUAUAUAAUUAUCUUAUUGAUAGGUAGAUCUGAUUUUUCUUUCUUUUAUUUAUGAUGGUUUAAUUUAUACAUAAGAAGUUUAUUUUUGCACACUAUUUUUUUCUUUUUACAUGAACUUUCCAGUUCCAUUUCAGCUAUGGCAUUCUUUAACUAAUGAUGCUAUUUUUGAGUGAUUUUUAUAGAUUAUUGGAUUAUUAUUUAUGUAAUAUUUUGGGGGAAUUUUUAAUUAACGGUAUAUUUUGUCACAGGAUUGUAAAGUUUUAACAAAGUGUAUAUUUUAUAUAUUAUUGGAUAAUUGUUUGUUACAUGUAAAGAGUGAAUAAAUUAUGAAGAUU